UACAAUAGCAGAUGGUCCGGCGUUGCAUCCAUUUCUCUCUCUUUUUUAGUGGAAGAAAGAAAGUCAUUUGAGAGAGAGAGAGAGAGAGAGAGGGUGAAAUUGCAUUUGUAUAUUGAAAAGGAAAUAGCAAAAACAACGACAGCAAGUGAUCAAGAAAGAAAAUACAUAAAACAGAAAGAUAAUGCCGGUGAGAGUCGAAGAAACCUCCUCCUCCUCCUCCGCACCUUCUCAACUUUCAGGUGAAAAUUCAUCAGGACACACUUCACCUCCAGUUUGUACUCUUUUGACUGUUGGACAGGCCUUUUCUGGAACCCAGAAUGUUUCUAGUCUUCAGAAGGAUGAAGCUUGGAGAGUCAAUGUUCGCAUUCAAGAAGCUUGGAGAGUUAAUGUUCGCAUUCAAGGAUGUGACCUUGAUCAUGGUUACCUAUGUGGUACUAUGGAAGCCCUUAAUGUUCCUAUGGCUGACACACCCGUAGUAACCUUUUGGGAAGGAGAAAUCGUUGAUGGCAAGAAUUACACUUUCUUCACUGGCAAAUGGGAAGCUUCGUCAGAAGAUGAUAUAAGGCACUGGACUAAGUUUCCGUCUUUCCAACCAUUGCUGGAACAACUGAAGGUUGAUGGUGGCAAGUCUUUGGACUUGAUUAACUAUCGGUACAAAUUUAUGAGAUGGAAAGAGCAAUACUUUGUCAACGUUGGAACAGACUGUGGGUUGACCAUAGCUGGUUUUUACUAUGUUUGCUUCUCUUGUACUGAUGGUUCCAUCAAUGGCUGCUACUAUGAUCCCAACAGCAGCCCGUUUCAGAAGCUUGAACUGAAAUCCACCAAUGAGGGAAGAUCAGGUUUCAGUUUUUCAUCUUAUUGA
Populus euphratica (Euphrates poplar) is the source of this 862-nucleotide messenger RNA. RefSeq names its product glucose-induced degradation protein 4 homolog. The transcript has 8 exons. Gene Ontology annotation, cellular component: GID complex. The record is from RefSeq and is a predicted model, not a curated record. Gene Ontology annotation, biological process: protein catabolic process in the vacuole; protein targeting to vacuole; negative regulation of gluconeogenesis. Lineage: Eukaryota; Viridiplantae; Streptophyta; Magnoliopsida; Malpighiales; Salicaceae. The coding region runs from base 182 to 862 and encodes 226 amino acids.